Tarenaya hassleriana is the source of this 2490-nucleotide messenger RNA. RefSeq lists its product as uncharacterized. The coding region runs from base 156 to 2366 and encodes 736 amino acids. Lineage: Eukaryota; Viridiplantae; Streptophyta; Magnoliopsida; Brassicales; Cleomaceae. The record is from RefSeq and is a predicted model, not a curated record. The transcript is spliced from 15 exons.
UGGGUUCGACACUCGUCCGCGUCUGAUUCGCUUUGAGCCGUUAAUUCCCGAUUUCGCUUCUCGUUCAUCUUCGCUGGUUCAUGCUCACGAAUCUUCGCUUCACCCGAGGCAAAUGUCUGAAUCGCUCUUCCCAGUGAAUCUUCAGCUCCAUCGUCAUGCUUUCUUUUCGAACCCUCACUAGCUUCGUCUCUCUCCCUUCUCCAUCUCCGGCGCCGUCGUCGCGUCGCCGUGUAUUCUACCCUCCGGCGGUUGCUGCUGCUGCUGCCGCGCCGCCGCCUCUAGAGGUAACUCCCGUGGAGUCUGAUCGAAUCGUCGUUGGCUUGACGGGGCUAAAAAAUGGAGGCGGCUUAAAGGAGGAGGACAGUGCUACAACUCUUGACGGUGGCUACGGACGUCAAGGAGGAGGAGAGGAAGAAGAUGAGGAGGAGGAACAGGGGAUUUCGAGUAUCCAUGUGCCUCGGGAGAAAUACAUAAAUGUUUCGAAGUCAGAUCUAGUAAACGGCAUCGCGACGGCGCUCCUAGAUUCCCAAGACGGAGAUGCUGAUCUCUUUCUUCUCCUUUCGUCAUGCUUGGACGCUAUCAUUCAUGCGGAGCACAAGAGGAUUCUAGAGCAGAUGAGGGCCGAUCACUUCGCAACUCAGUCCAUGGAGGAGGUAAGGGACGAUGGUGUGAUGGGUAAGGAAGAAUCCUCUAGCUCUGACGAAGAAACAGACACUGAGGAACUUACCUUGAAUGCCAAGAAAUAUCUGCCUAGGGGUUUAGAUGGAUAUGAGAGCUUGUCAUUACCAUUGCCUGAUGGUUUUGACAUAUGGAACUUUCUAAUUUCUUCUGGAAAACAUGGCAAAAGACGCUCGGCACAAAGCGUGGCUGCUGCAACCCGGUUCCAGCGGUCUUUCAUUCAGCUUCUCCACAAUGCCGGUUUUGAAGAGCUUUCAGCCAGGGAUUUGGCCUUGACCUCAGCCCUGAACACUGAUUACCUCCUUACUCUGCCUAUAUAUGUUGAUUGGAAGAAGGCCUCUGAAUCUAAUGCGAUCAUUUUCCGGCGUGGAUAUGCAACUGAGAGGCAGAAGGGUUUGCUACUUGUAGAAAAACUAGACUUUAUCCAGUCUAAACUUCUGCGGGGAAUCUUCUCUAUUAUCUCAAAACCCCUCUCAAAAGUUGGCAAAUGGAUAAACAAGGCUGUAAGUGAUGUUUCUCAAACACAAGAAAUACAAGAUUGGACAGAGAAAACGAAAGUCUGGCUUAAGGAGCUAUCCCUUUUUCAGCAAUCAUAUCUCGACCAAGGGAAAUUUUCCGAUAAUUUUUUGGGAGGAGAGCUGCUAUCAGAUUCAGAUCUCCCCAUAUGGCUAGCAGCACAGAGAGCGGUCAAUAGGUAUGAGGGGCUUCUUUCACCUGUUGGUCCUCGUGAAAAGCUCUUUAGAAAGUUGCUUGCCUGGAUUGGUCUCGUUAAUCCCGCUUCGGAAACACCAUUUCAGUUAGAGAAUGACAAUAAUGCAUCUGAUCCUUAUUUGAGGCCGAUUUUCUUAUCAAGGAUGACGCUGGGUGAUAUAUGGAAACCUGCCUCAAAGAAAGCCUGCGGAAAUGAUAUUUGGAAAAGAAUAAAAACUUCUGUCUCCAUUCUUCUAUCACCGUCGACUCUGCAGGAGCCUGCAUUUGAAGAGCUGAUAUUGCUUUAUACAAAGGAUGCAAGUGAAAAGGGUGAUGAGGAUAAAGGCGAAACCCGGUCAUUACAAUUGAAGAUCUUUGAGAGAAUUCCAAUUCCAGAUUUACCUGUUAUUUUCCCUCACAAGAAGUUAUACUUCCGCAUCAUAGAUACAGUACGACUGGAUAUAGCUACAAUUUUGGGACUCUCAGCAUACUUCAUAAAUUACAAGUUUGAGAAUAUCCAAUCCUCCCCAUCGGCGUUAUUUCUUGAUGUGAUCGCUGUUACUGCUCUGAUAAUCUAUGUAACACGUGUGGCUUUGGGUUACAAGCAGACAUGGGAUAGAUAUCAAUUGCUAGUGAACAAGACGCUUUACGAGAAAACAUUGGCAAGUGGGUUCGGCUCUGUUCAUUUUCUUCUGGACGCCUCAGAGCAGCAGCAGUACAAGGAAGCGAUUUUGACUUAUGCGAUUAUUCUUAAAGCAGGAAACAACCAGGACAAGUCUCGACAAGGAGUUCAAGAUAGAUGCGAGAGGUUUCUGUACGACACUUUCAAGACAAAGAACGUGCAGGUUGAGAUGCGAGUAGAAAAGGCUGUGAGCACGUUGAUGAGGCUUGGCUUAGUAACAGAAACAAUGGUCGAAGGCAAGGCCAGGCUACAAGCUGUUCCUUGUCCACAGGCUUAUGCCGCUCUUAAAGACCGAUGGAACAGUCUGCUUGGUUGAUGUUCCCAAAGGCGAAAAAGCCAUAAUAGAUCUGGGAACACAGAUUGUUGCCCCAUGAACAAACAUCUCUGAUUCUCCUCAGAACUCGAGAGGUUGAGAUCUUGUGAAGAUAAAUACUCCUCCU